Camellia sinensis is the source of this 1373-nucleotide messenger RNA. The record is from RefSeq and is a predicted model, not a curated record. Lineage: Eukaryota; Viridiplantae; Streptophyta; Magnoliopsida; Ericales; Theaceae.
UCGGAACUCAGUUUUUACAGUCCAUCGUCAUCCCUAGACUAGACUGUACUGAACCAGAGCGCCUACCACACCCGAAGAGCGAGAGAGAGAGAGAGAGAUGUCGGCGAAGGAUGGAGGAGUAGAAGAAGAGCGACAGCAAGAGCAAGAGCAAGUGCAAGAAGAGCAGGUGGUGAAUCCGUGGGAGGUAUCGGCAAAACAAGGAGGUAAGAUCGAUUACGACAAGCUCAUCGACCAAUUCGGCUGUCAAAGGCUCGAUAAAUCCAUAGUCGAUCGUGUUCACCGCCUCACUUCUCGCCCACCUCAUAUCUUCCUCCGCCGAGGCGUUUUCUUCGCUCACCGGGAUUUAAAUGAGAUUCUCGAUGCCUAUGAGAGAGGAGAGAAGUUCUAUCUUUAUACAGGCAGAGGAGCCUCUUCGGAAGCUUUGCAUGUGGGCCAUCUCGUGCCUUUCAUGUUCACCAAAUAUUUGCAAGAUGCUUUUAAGGUUCCUCUUGUUAUACAGUUGACGGAUGAUGAGAAAUGCAUGUGGAAAAAUUUAUCAGUGGAGGAGAGCAAGAGACUUGCCCGUGAGAACGCCAAAGAUAUCAUAGCUUGUGGUUUUGACAUUUCAAAAACCUUCAUCUUCUCAGAUUUCAAUUAUGUUGGUGGUACCUUUUAUGAGAACAUGGUGAGGAUCAACAAAUGUGUUACAUAUAAUAAGGUUGUAGGUAUUUUUGGUUUCACUGGUGAAGAUCAUAUUGGAAAGAUAAGUUUCCCUGCUGUACAGGCUGCUCCAUCCUUUCCCAGUUCAUUUCCGCACCUCUUUUCUGGCAAACAUAAUCUCCGCUGCUUGAUUCCAUGUGCAAUUGAUCAGGUUGGUUCUUCUAGUUUUUAUCAUAUUAUUGGUUAUUGCAUGAUACAUCUAGUUUUUAUAUAUGAUCUUUGUCAUGACUGUUAUGGAUUUUUCAUCGUCACAAUCUUUAUAGACUUCGAAUUUGGAGAGACGGGGAAAAUGUCUGCUAGUGAUCCAAAUUCUGCUAUAUAUGUGACUGAUUCUUCAAAGGACAUUAAAAACAAGAUAAACAAAUACGCAUUCUCUGGUGGGCAAGAUUCUAUAGAGAAUCAAAGAAAGUACGGAGCGAAUCUUGAGGUAGACAUACCUAUUAAAUACCUUGGUUUUUUCCUAGAGGAUGAUGCUGAACUUGACUACAUAAGAAAGGAAUAUGGUGCAGGACGUAUGCUAACAGGUGAAGUGAAAAUGCGACUUAUUGAACUUUUAACGGAAUUGGUGGAAAGACAUCGUAGGGCUCGGGCUGCAGUCACUGAUGAGAUGGUGGAUGCGUUCAUGGCAGUCAGGCCCCUUCCUAACAUGUUCGCCUAAACUGGGAAAAAAAAAG